GAUGGUCAGUCCCUUAUCCAGAAACAUCUAACAAGCAGGCAAUAACAGACAAUCAAAUUUCACAAGUACUGUGUGAUAAUGAAAAAAGACAUUACAAGAUGUUUUUUCAUGAGCUUCAUAUUUUGGAUAUGACGUCAAUGUCAAUCAUUGAUUAAACAUUAUACCACAUAUAAUUAACUUUGAAGUUAAUAAUUAUCUGUAUACUAAACACUACAACAACAAACUGUUCAGCUAGUGGGACUAUAUUAAACUAAUUGAAAAUGAGCAAACAUAAAAAGAAGGAUGUGCCUAAGUCUAAGAGCAUUUUGGGUAUGUUUGCUGCACAACGACAGCGACACAUCAAUGAUGGAUAUAUCGAACCUCCCGAGGAGAAAAUUAAAUGGGAGAAGCUAUCCAAAUGUACUACUAAUAAUGAUAUAGAAAAAGCAUGUAUAGAUGAUGAUACUGAUAGGGAAAACAAGUCCUUGACACCUGGAAAUAAGAAGAGGAAGUCUAGUGAAACUGCAGAGUCAAAAAAUGAGAAGCCUCAAAAGAAAAUUAAGGAAACAGAGCCUUUAAAAAACAAUGAUAAUUCACAUGUUGAAAAGGAAGAAGCCAGUGAUAAUGUUGAAACAAGCAAACCCCAAGUUACAUUUUAUAAUGAAGUAACUAGUAAUGAUGAACCCAGCGAAAAGGAAUUUGAAGCAGAAACUGUAAAUGAGAACAUUAAUGAAAGCAAUGAAGAUCCUAGAGUUAAAUACAAAAAUCCAUACUACUGGGAAAACUUUAAAACCAUCAUCAACACAGUGCUUGAAAAUGAGGAGGACAGUAACCUUUUCAAUGCUGAUGAGAAGGAAACAGUAGCUGACUUUUACAGACUCUCUGAUGGUGCACAAAAACUUUAUAUACGGCUUUUUCAGAGAAAGUAUAAAUGGAUUACAGUUGACAAAAUCAAUUAUGAUGAAAUUGGAGAUUGUAGAGGAUACUUGAAUGAACUUGUCCAGAGUGGAUUUCUCAUUGGAAAUGACAAGUUAGAUGAUGUUGAAUCUGUUUUGAAAUUACUUAGUUCACCAGAUUUGAAAAGUCUCGCCAAAUCUUUACAUAUAACGACAACCAACAAACAGAAACAUCAGUUGCUGAAUGCCAUUUUAAGCCACUGUAAGAAACCAAGUAUUUCUGCAAUGUUUGGUGCAUCAAAAUCUGGUACAAGUGGAAUGGUUUUCAAACGGGCAAAAUCAUAUAUAGAGGACUGCUACAAGUUGGUGUCAAACACACGUGAAGUCUUCACCUGCUUUCUCAUGUUGUUCAACCUAUCAGAUACUGCUUUCGAUGAUGAUGAUCCAAAUGGUGGCCAGCAACAACUGUUUCAAAUGCUGAUGUCACAAAUGGGAAAAAUCGUCUAUCCUAAGUAUAAAAUUCAAAGGGAUGCUAUUAUAUUUAAAUACCGAGAACAGUUUUUGAAGUUCACCAUCGCAUUGACUCAACAUUAUGAAAUGCUUCAAGCUAUGGGCAAUAAUGACUUUGACACUGCUAAAGAGAUAUAUGAAGACACAAGGGUUGUGUAUCAGGCAUAUAGUAAUGAUCAAGCUCUGCUGGACUCUGAUAAGGCAUUGCCGAUAUAUCUCAGGUGUUUCACAGCAACAUCUAUAUACACACGCCUAAUGACACAAGGUGUGGAGUUACUACAGAAAUUGCGCCAGUAUGAAAUGGCCGUUCAACAACUUGAAGUACUCUUAUCACAGGAAGUGUAUUGUUUGCGAUAUCGAGGCCGCUGGUAUGACCGUCUAGCACUCAACCUAGAGCAACAUCUUAAACAACCUCAAAAAUCUCUAGACGUCAUAAAAUCCGGACUCGAUGAUGUCUAUGUCAGAACAGGUAGACGACUGGCAUUAUUCCAACGUGCAGAACGAAUCUGCAACUCACCAAGCCAUAAGAAACUGAAGUGUCAUCUAUUAGAAAUUCACCAUGACGAUGUCAUUGAUGCCCCUAAGGAGACAAUAUCAGGGCGAUUAUUGCCGCAUUCAGCCCCUGGUUCUAAAACUGUAUUCAUAAGACCAAAUACUGGGGCUGAUUCUAACUGUGAUGAAGUGACACUAUGUAGCGUGGAAGACCUAUCUAUAGAACACUACAAAGAUCAAGGAUAUGACCAAGGUUUGCAUGGUGAAGGUUCAACAUUCUGUACACUAUUUGGACUCCUCAAUUGGGAUAUCAUAUUCAAAGAUGACCUCCCUGACGUGUUCCGCAACCCUUAUCAAACAAGCCCUUUGGAUUUCCACUCUGAUUGCUUUUAUGCUCAACGCAAAUCAGAGUUCGACACACAAAUCAAAACUAUCAAAGAAGCUUCAAUUGAACAACUUCAGGAAAUGAUCACCAAAUGCUGGGAAGCUCACCAAGGAGAGCUUUGCGCUGGUGUAAACUGGGAACUUUUCAAUGACCUACCACACAUAUUAGGACUUGUGAAAUGUAUAGGUGGGCCAAAGCUUGCUGGGAUAUGUGAGCGUCUUGCCAGAGACUAUCGUAACAGUUGUUCUGGAGUGCCCGAUUUAGUUGUGUGGAGUACAACAGAUGACAUAUUCAAAGUAGUGGAGGUUAAAGGACCAGGGGAUAGAUUAUCCACAAAGCAAAUAUUGUGGCUGGACUAUUUGUUAAAACUAAAAGUAGAUGCUUGUGUGUGUCAUGUUAGUGCUGUAGCAGCUAAAAAGCUAACUCGAUAAACUAUAACAUGUAUCUGAUAAAAGCAAUUGAUGAAUUGAAAAUAUUCUUAACAACCGUGUUCCAAUUGUUUACUUAUGCUGAAUGAAAGUUUUAUAAUCAGACAUUGUGUGAAGGUUUUGACUUUUGUCAGGAUUAUAUUAAAUUGGUAUCACAUUUCUGUUGAACAAUGAUUUUGAAAAAUAUCCAACUAGGAAUAGGGUUGUACUAUAUACUGUAUCUGUCUUUAAUUUGUCAAGGGUUAAAAAAGCGUCAAAUUAAAUACUCUCCAAAAUCCCAGGGAGUUUGACAAGUUUUUUGUUCGUUGCACUUCCGGUUAUAAGAAAUAUACCAAGAUGAUUAGGGCAAUUUAAAUUCAAAAAUAUUUGAAGAUAUUGUUAAUUUACAGCACCGUCAAUGAGUAUCUUGAAUUGGGUUGGAUGGGAAGAUG
Messenger RNA from Owenia fusiformis, 3121 nucleotides. Lineage: Eukaryota; Metazoa; Annelida; Polychaeta; Sabellida; Oweniidae. The record is from the annotation of a GenBank genome assembly.